AUGGCAUCACCACUAAAACCCUACGUGGAGGUGGUGGUGUUUACCUUACUUGCCGAGGCUGCCAUAUACAUCGUCAACUUCAUCUACGACGUCCUUACACUAUCCAACAAGAUGGACGGGCUCACCACAUUCAAACGGAUCACCAUGCCUUUGGUGAGGGUGGCGUUGGUGAUGGCCUUAGUCGUGACCGGACCUCACACCCUCACGACGCUAACUUUGAUCAUUACCACACAAACAGUGAUCACCAUUUGUUGCUACAUUCGUCUCCGUUGGUGGUACGACUCAGUGUACGCUGACUUCAUCAAAUGGUACCAGCUCUGGCAAGACCACUGCUCGUACAAGCGGAACCUGGUGACGACGAUACUGACACUGGUUGACGCGCAGCCAAUAUUUGCCGAAACAUGGGUCGGUCCCAUCGAUAUUGAGUCAUCCAUCGAGGCGUCGCCGUCGUACAAUAUUGACCAUAUUUACUCGGUGUCGCCACGAAACACUUACCACAUUGAUACGGUAGCUGUUGAUGCCUUAGACCAGUACCUUGAAAACGAUUACGGAGCCACGGCGUCAGAUGAAGCUAGCGAUGCUCAUAGUGAAGAUAGCUCACUGACGUUGGUUGAUGUCCAAUCAACCAAACCGCUGUUUGUAUCUCAGUACUUUGACCAGGUACCGCUUCGACAACAGGCUUGUCGCUUACUGGACUGCUUUUGUUGGAUGCUUCCCUCACGCAUCCAUUGCUCCAAAGAGCUGUAUCCAUUACUCAAACGGAAAUUGUCUACCUAUAGUUUGACCCAGGGCGUUGGUGACCGCAAGCCCUGCUGUCAGACCUCAUGUACGCAAUUCCGAUACUUUUUGCACUACUACUACGACGUCACCAUGGACGACAACGAGCAGGUUCUCCUUGUCGACCCGAUGUUCAAGAAGUUCGGGGUCCCCUCGCCCCAAAUCGCCAUGCCGUGGAUCAUCCUUGAUGCCUGGUGCAAGAUUAUGCUCGGCAUCGAGCUCGUGGUGGCUGCCUUCACCGUGUCGUCGCUUCCGGGAGCUAUCGCCAUCUUUGUAAGUAUGGCGAUUUUCCUGUUGUGGCGACAGAAUUGGGUUUACUGUCAGAACUACUCCUACAAGCGUAUCCUUCCCAUUGAAUCAUUGAUUCACUUAUUAGCAUUAGCUCCCAUGGCUUUUCUUUUGCAUUGA
Messenger RNA from Diutina rugosa, 1185 nucleotides. RefSeq lists its product as uncharacterized. Bases 1 to 1185 code for a protein of 394 amino acids. NCBI's taxonomy places the organism in Eukaryota, Fungi, Ascomycota, Pichiomycetes, Serinales, Debaryomycetaceae. The transcript has a single exon. The record is from RefSeq and is a predicted model, not a curated record.